Molecule: messenger RNA, 5956 nt
Organism: Odontomachus brunneus
Lineage: Eukaryota; Metazoa; Arthropoda; Insecta; Hymenoptera; Formicidae
Gene: NFAT
Product: nuclear factor of activated T-cells 5
Exons: 12
Coding region: 1819-5721 (1300 amino acids)
Biological process (GO): regulation of transcription by RNA polymerase II
Cellular component (GO): transcription regulator complex
Molecular function (GO): RNA polymerase II cis-regulatory region sequence-specific DNA binding; transcription factor binding; DNA-binding transcription factor activity, RNA polymerase II-specific
Source: RefSeq, a predicted model, not a curated record
AAAGAAUUUUUUAGUUUAAUUUAAAAAUAUUUUUCAAAAUUGAAAAGAUUUUAAAAUAGUUUGAAAAAAAUGUUUUUAAAUUGGAAAAUUUAAGAUAAUCUACAUUUUUUUCGAUAAUUGAUAUCGAUACCGCUAUAAAUAUCCGCGCUAAUGAAGGCGGUCAUUAUUUUGUCAUUAUUUUAAUAUCAACAUAAUUAUUUUAAUAUAAUUUUUCCUUCAUUAAGGACUAAGCUUUACACAUCAGAUGUCAUCGGAUGUGUGAGAUAAACAUCCGGCAUACGAAUGAACCUCUGCGAUCGAUUUUUUGUAAAAUGUCGAUAUGAGCCGUCAUCAUGAGACGACUGGUAAUCGUCUAGCGUGACUAAUAGGACGAGUGAGCUUACAACGUUUACCCGUGAACAUGUACUGGUCCUUACUGCGUGUAGAUGCGCGUAUACAUGCACACGAAAUUGUCUUUGCGUGCGUCCAUGCACAUGUGUGCGCGCGCGCAUGUACAUGUAACGAAUAAUUGCACAAUAGACGCGCAUAUGUACGUAUUUUAUGCAUAUAUCUCUAUGUGCAUUUGUCAAUUGUAAAUGUACAUAUGUUUCUGCGUUGUCUGUAUGUGUAUAGAUACAUACAGAUAUAAUGCUAUAAAUUCAGCCACUUUUCAAGAGGACUUUUCCUCAAGUUCGCGUAAAAAGUUAUAGAGCGGUUUGAACUUGAAGAUAUUACGUGUAACUACACAAGACAAUGAGAAGUAGAGAAAGAGGAAGAGAAAGAAAGAAAGCAAUGGACGUGCCGUUGAGCGCGAUCAGUUUCUGCACAUUGGACUUUAUUAUUGCAUUCGCUGACUCAUGAUACAAGAGCGACGGAAUGAUCGGAUAUUCGAUUCGCGUCUUUUCUCCCGUAAUUGAGAAGAGACGGAACAGUUGAUGAAAUCGAUGUUGAAAAGUUUAAAUUGAAAUUCGUACCUACGCGUACACUCACAAAUUCGACUAGCAGUUCGAAUCCGAGUAGUGCGCGCGCGUUGUAGUUUUUCGCGACUCCUUGUACAUUUCACGCAACGGGUGGCCGUUAAUGUGUCACUGACGAUGAACGUUUCUCAAUUGUCACUAUAUUGCCGCCCUGAUGAUUUUUCGCGCCCGCUCGGCGCACUUUUUAGAUCGAUGUCUCGGGUUUCCGCGGCGACCGAGAUAACAAUUACGAUAAAUAAUAACAAACACACGUACACAGGUCGUGCGCGGCGCGCAGUACUUGCGAGUCUUCGCGCAACUACGCAGUAUUUGCAACGCCUCGCGAAUGACGAGGAUUCCGCGGACAGUUGACGUUUCGAUUGCCAUUAGAUAGGAAAAUGUGUGAGAAAAACAAGAAUCACUUAAAUAAUCAACAACCAGGCCUGUUCUUUUUCAGUUGAACUGAUGUUGCACUUCGUUCUUUUCCCACCAACGCUUGAUUACAUGUUUCACUCUACAAUCUUUUUUCUUGGUGUAGUUCAGCUUAAAAGAAUAAAUCUUAUUGACUGCGCGAAUGUGCGGAUUCGUGAAUCGACCAGCAGCUGUGAACCGAUCGGACAGUGAGAACGUUGAGAAACUGUGAAAAUGCCGAAAUCCAGUUGGGAUGGAGAGAUCCCGAUCUAUUCCUGUGUUCAAUGGCAUCUAACGGGUGAUUCAAACCUCGUCCGACCACGUUUGAUAACCGAUAAGAAACAUUAAUGUACAAAGUCUGAGACAUGAUAGUUCUUCAACAAAGCAGGGGAGUCUUCGACUGCACAGUUACAAUUUGCGUUGAACAGGUGUCAAGAUCAGGUAUCAUCUUGAGGACAAACGGCACUUAGAAAUGUUCCUUAGAAAUGUCAGACGUAGCAACGCAGGCGGCACGUCGUCAACGGUGACAGCAUCGUCCGUCUCGAGGAGCAACGCAAGUAAUCGCGCUCAUUCCGCGACCAGGAGAGUGGUUGGUCAUCAGCAGCGACAACAGCCACAACAACAGCAACCCAGAACAACCCUGUCGACCUUCAACGCCGUCACCGUGAGGAAUUCGGAUGAUCACGGGCCCAGAAGCGGCGCAACGCAAGACGUCUGCGACAAUUCGAACGAUUCCGGUCUCGGCUUUGAAGAACGUCAACAGCACUUCAGCAACAACAACCCUUGGAACGGAGCCGGCGAGGAGGACUCAAAGAGGCGGAAGAUGGACAUUAAGCUGGAAUCCGAGGAUGCGAACUUCCCGUUUUCGGAAGUGGGCCACGGUGCUAGUCCUGACAACAAAUCCACGACAACCAGGACUGCUGUCAACGGGAUUGGCUUGGGAGGUAUUUCCGGCGGUAGGACUGGAAACGGGACCGGCAAUUCUGUGGGCAGAAUCGUAGGAGUAACGAGACCUCGACCUGCUAUGGGCGUGCUGGCCAAAAGGGCACCGGCUACUCAUCAGGGACCUAUUACUCUCACCUCUCAACUAUCAAAUGCUUCUGCCGACGGUAAAACCCAAUUGCAAAUUAUCUGCCAACCUGAACAACAGCACCGUGCCCGCUAUCAGACGGAAGGCUCGCGGGGGGCAGUGAAAGAUCGCACCGGGAAUGGCUUCCCGAUCGUCCGCUUGAUUGGCUACGACAAGCCGACGAGCUUGCAAGUGUUCAUCGGCACCGAUCUGGGUCGAGUGGCGCCUCAUAUGUUCUACCAAGCAUGCCGUGUCAGCGGGAAGAACUCCACACCCUGUAUAGAGCGCAAAAUCGACGGGACGAUCGUGAUUGAGGUUGAGAUGGAUCCAGCUAAGGAGAUGCUGGUGACCUGCGACUGCGUAGGCAUUCUAAAGGAGCGCAAUGUUGAUGUAGAGCACAGGUUCCCCCAAGAAGCCGGAGUACUUCAGGGUAGAAGCAAGAAGAAGUCAACGCGGUGCCGCAUGAUUUUCCGCACGACUAUCACGCAUGCUGACGGAACCACGGAGACUCUGCAAAUCUGCUCGCAACCGAUAGUCUGCACUCAACCACCGGGGAUCCCGGAGAUCUGCAAGAAAUCUCUGACGUCCUGCCCAUGCACAGGCGGGCUGGAGCUCUUUAUCCUGGGCAAGAACUUUCUUAAGGACACUAGGGUGGUUUUUCAACUGGAUAACGAUGACCUGUCGAGUAGUCUGGAACCACACUGGGAAUGUGCUGUGCUGCCAGACAAAGAAUUUUUGCAGCAAACACACUUGGUGUGCGUAGUGCCGGCUUACCGCAGACAGGAUCUAGCACCUACGGAGACAGUCAGCGUCAAACUAUACGCGGUGUCCUCCGGAAAAACCAGUGAACCGCAUAAUUUCCUUUACACGGCUGCUUCCACCCCACCAGAACCGUCCAUGGGCAAAGUCGAGUGCAUCUCGCCUCCGCUCACGAACGGAGACACCAACCUGACUACUUCUUCCGCCGCAGUGCCGCUUGCUACGGGUGUAGCAUCGAAUACUCUGAUAACGCAAGCAGCUGCAGGAUCGGCGAGUUUCCUAACGAGCCUUCAGACCCCACCGCAACAAACUACUUCGGAGACUCUGAAGAACGACCCCAGCCCACCGCCAGCAGCAGCGGCGUCCCAGGUGACACCUGUAAUGAUGUGGGCCACACAGUCCUCUAACUGCCAUCCAAACUCACCACCAGAAGUCAUGAUGCCACCUCCGGCACUCGUGGCGAACCCUCUAUUAAAUCGACGAUCCUCGACGAAUCUACAGCUGAUUCUGCCGGAUAACUUGAAGACAGAGGUGUUAGACGAGAAUAGCGAGAACAGCAUGUUGAGUGAAAACAGCAUGCAAAGCAUACCAACACCUACGGCUGCCACAAAUGGACCGACGUCGGUCGCCUCUCCUCUCCAACAGCUUGUCAACGAGAAUUCCAGAGAAGCCGCGCCUUCCCAAGCUGAUAUUAUCAGGACUGUUGCGGCAGCAGCCAACAACAGUCCCGUGCGAGAAGCAGUGAGUCUUCUUGGAGUGGUCGAUUUGAUACGCAAUCAACAUCCUUUGUCAAUGGUGUCUGCACAUCAUCCAACUCCAUUUGCAGGAAUACACGAGUCAGCUCAGGUUCAAGUUCUUAGUCCUCAUCGUCUCAAAGAAACAAACGACGUCUUGCCAACAGAGAACAAUUCCAACGCAACUGCUCUUUCGGGAGCUGGCGUGGUGGACCUUCGCAUGAAGCAUCAUCACCAUCAGCCGGACUUUGGUGCGUUGUCGAGUUUCACCAGCGCAUCCGCAACGCAGUCGUUGUCUGCGCCGAAUAGUCAUGUAGUGGAGAAGUACCUGAAUCACAUGGAAUCAUCAGUGACCACAAGUGAUGAGCCAGCUAGUCCAGAGAACGAGUUUGCCAUCCAGCAGCAGCGAGCUUCCAUCAUCUCAGGAAGCAGCCAACAGUCGGCGGCUCCUCCGGGAAUCCUGACUACUGCAGGACAAGCUUCAGUGAAACUGGAUGCCCUCGUGAACUCUACCGCAGAGCAGAUGGUUUCGCCUUUACGCUCAGUGAAUCCCAAUCCUACAGCAAUGUUGAGCCACGUAACGUCAGAACACGAAGCUAUCGGUGGCGGUCAGCAGACUAGAACUAGUCCACCAAUUCCGGUGAAGACGAUGCUACUAGAGGCGCUGCAACCAUUAGGAGCGGCCGCAGGUGCAACGUCGGUGCCUUCAUCUGCGACAACGGUGGAGCCAACGGGAGAGAGUCUUCUAACCACCAUUAAUGCGGCGCUAUUACCGUCGUUGCCUGAAGCGCAAGUCAAUACAGCAACCGCUACGUCGAGUUCUACGUCUGUUCCUUUCCAGGUUGCUGGCGACGCGAUCCCGGCAGUCACGGCGGAGCAUAUGCAGCAGCAGAUCCAGGCGCUCACGCAGCAAGAGGUGGUCGUGAUGCAGCAGCAAGUACAGCAAGUAGAACAAGUAGUGGCACAGGCACAACAACAGGUCGAGCAAGUCGUGGCGCAAGCACAGCAACAGGCAGUACAAGCAGUACAACAAGCCCAGCAACAAGUGGUACAGCAAGUGGUGCAACACGCUCAAGUGGUGCAGCAAGCAGUACAACAAGUGCAGGCCGUGCAGCAGGUUCAAGCGGUGCCAGCUGUACAGCAAGCGGUGCAGCAAGCGACCCAAGAGGUGGUACAACAGGCAGUGCAGCAAGCGACACAAGAAGUAGUACAACAGGUUCAAGCAGUGCAGCAAGCUGUGCAACAAGCACAGGCAGCUCAAGCCAUGCAACAGGCGGUUCAACAAGAUAUCGGUUCCAUGCUGAACCAGCCAGCAGGCUUUGUAGCUGAAGCAAGUUCUGCAUUAGCCAGCGGUGCUGCUCAAGAGCCUUCUCAGCAACGUCUGACCAACGCGGCGGAGCAAGCUAUCAAUAACGUUAUUACCAACGCCACGCAGGAUAUCAUUAAUAAUCGGCCGAUCAGUACUACCACCGCUCAUGCGAUCAUUGCCACGAAGAAAAUCCUCAACAGCGUGGCAACUCAGAGCGCGCAGCUGAUGAACAGCGCAAUGGAGGGUAUCCUGCCGAAAUCGCCCUCGGCGCAGAGCAAUAUCGUCGAGCAAGUCGCCAACAAAUCGCCGCCAGUCACGCUCCCGGUCACUCCGAAUCGUCAGGCUGUGAACGCUCCGAUUCCCAAUCCUGCCGCGAGUAGCGCGGCCAGUAGAAAGCCGGAAGACGGGAUGCUGCCCCAAGAACUUACCUCCAUGUCGGACCACGAUCUUCUAAGUUACAUCAAUCCCAGCUGUUUCGAUCCGCAAGGCGGAUUCCUCAUGUAGUACUGCCAUGUUCCUCGUGAGAGGCGGAGGGAUGAUUUUUUUUCUGUGAAUUUCUUCCCGAACGACGCGAAAGCCUAAGGUUCCGUCUUCGCAUCUUGAAUUUAGAAAUGACGAUUCUGAAUUUGGAAAACAAAUGGAGGAGCAACGUUGUGGCGUUACGUAAAGCUGCAUUAUGUUUGGAAUCAUAUGGCCACGUUUGAUUAAGAUACGAAGACUAAAGGACAUUUGAACAGUU